UGGGGCUGGGUGCAGAGGGGCAGUUCCUCUUUCCUUCCCAAGUGCGGAGGAGGCCCCAGCUCCCAAGGGGCUGAGAAGCUGGAGCAUUGGUGAGAGGGGAGGAGCUGAGCCAGACUCUUACAAGACCCCCGCCCCCACAAGGAAGCAUGAACAGGAAAGACAGCAAGAGGAAGUCCCACCAGGAAUGCUCAGGGAAUACAGGAGGGCGGGACCGGCCCCGGCAGGCCCGGCGCCACAAGACAUGCCCCAGCCCUCGGGAAAUCAGCAAGGUCAUGGCCUCCAUGGCUCUGGGCAUGCUGAAUGAGGGCUGCAGCGAGGACGAGCUGCUGGAGAAAUGCAUUCAGUCCUUCGACUCAGCUGGCAGCCUGUGCCGCAGGGACCACGUUCUCAACAUGGUGCUCGCCAUGCACAGUUGGGUGCUGCCUUCCGCGCACCUUGCUGCCCGUCUGCUGACCUUGUACCAGGAGGCCUCAGGGAACACGCAGGAGCUGAGGCGGCUGCAGAUCUGUCACCUGGUCAGGUACUGGCUGACCCAGCACCCUGAGACGGUGCACCAGGAGCCCCAGUUAGAAGAAGUUAUAGGUCGCUUCUGGGCCAUGGUAGAGCAGCAAGGCAGCCCGGCCCAGAGGAGCCUGGGAGACCAUUCCAACCUCCUGAGCCCGGGUGGCCCCGGCCCCCCAACCCCCAUGAGCAGCCCAGGCCUGGGCAAAAAGCGCAAAGUGUCCUUGCUAUUCGACCACCUGGAGACAGGGGAGCUGGCUCAGCACCUCACUUACCUAGAGUUCCAGUCGUUCCAGGCUAUCACGCCCCAGGACCUGCGGGGCUACGUUUUGCAGGGCUCCGUGCGGGGCUGCCCGGCCCUGGAGGGCUCCGUCGGGCUCAGCAACAGCGUGUCCCGCUGGGUGCAGGUCAUGGUGCUGAGCCGCCCGGGGCCGGCCCAGCGCGCGCAGGUGCUGGACAAGUUCAUCCACGUGGCACAGAGCCUCCGCCAGCUGCAUAAUUUCAACACGCUGAUGGCGGUCACCGGGGGCCUGUGUCACAGUGCCAUCUCCAGACUCAAGGACUCCUAUGCCCACCUGAGCCCUGACAGCACCAAGGCCCUGCUGGAGCUGACUGAGCUCCUCGCCGCCCACAACAACUACGCUCGGUACCGCCGCGCCUGGGCCAGCUGCUCAGGCUUCCGGCUGCCCCUCCUGGGCGUGCACCUCAAGGACCUGGUGUCCCUGCACGAGGCCCAGCCCGACAGGCUGCCCGACGGCCGCCUGCACCUGCCGAAGCUCAACAGCCUGUACCUGCGGCUGCAGGAGCUGGCAGCCCUCCAGAGGCAGCACCCGCCCUGCAGCGCCAGCCAGGACCUGCUGCAUCUGCUCACGCUUUCCCUGGAUCUCUUCUACACGGAGGACGAGAUCUACGAGCUUUCUUACGCCCGGGAGCCCCGCUGUCCCAAAAGUCUGCCCCCCUCCCCCUUUAAGGCGCCCCUGGUGGUGGAGUGGGCCCCUGGCGUGACGGCCAAGCCCGACAGGGUCACCCUGGGCCGGCACGUGGAGCAGCUGGUGGAGUCCGUGUUCAAGAACUACGACUCUGAAGGCCGAGGCACCAUCUCCCAGGAGGACUUUGAGCGCCUCUCCGGCAACUUCCCCUUCGCCUGCCAUGGGCUUCACCCACCCCCCUGCCAGGGGAGUGGCUCCUUCAGCCGAGAGGAGCUGACGGAGUACCUGCUCCGGGCCAGCGCCAUCUGCUCCAAGCUGGGCCUGGCCUUCCUGCACACCUUCCACGAGGUCACCUUCCGCAAGCCCGCCUUCUGCAACAGCUGCAGCGGCUUCCUCUGGGGUGUCACCAAGCACGGCUACCGCUGUCAGGACUGUGGGCUGUGUUGCCACAAACACUGCCGAGACCAGGUGAAGAUAGAGUGUAAGAAGAGGCCAGGGGCCAAGGGUGACGCCAGCCCACCAGACGCCCCUGUCCCGCCUGCACCAGCUCCCCACGCCAGCUGGGCAGGCUCCGAGGACAAGCUCUCCUACACACUGUCCCUGGAGCCAGAGACGGGGGGCCACCUUCGCCAUGCGUGGACCCAGACGGAGCCCCCACACCCUUCCCGGGAACCAGAGCCGGUCCCCCUCCCAGCGACGGCCUCGCCACCCGCCCAGUCCUCCAAGCCGGACUCCUAGACACGGCCUUGGUCUCUUCUCUCUCCCCUCCCCCGGUCAGUCCCGAGUCCUGUCACUGGGCCUCCAGCAGAACCCCCACGGGCAUCGCCGGCUCCCCAUCCCUGUGCCUUCGUGGGAGAACCAUGGUCUC
Molecule: messenger RNA, 2298 nt
Organism: Ceratotherium simum simum (southern white rhinoceros)
Lineage: Eukaryota; Metazoa; Chordata; Mammalia; Perissodactyla; Rhinocerotidae
Source: RefSeq, a predicted model, not a curated record